This is a messenger RNA of Paramecium sonneborni, 1622 nucleotides long. Lineage: Eukaryota; Ciliophora; Oligohymenophorea; Peniculida; Parameciidae. The record is from the annotation of a GenBank genome assembly.
AUGAAAGCUGAUAGUUUUCAUUCUGUUUUUUCAGAUAAGCAUGCAAAAUACAAUUAAUUCAUAAGUUCUUAGCUUUUUAGUGGUUAUAAAGUUCGAGGAAAAGAUAAUCAAAAAAAAUAAUAUUUAAUUUCAAGCCCAUCAGGUGAUUAAAAAAUGACUAACAACUUUACAGCAUCAUAAAGUUAUUUAAAUGCUAUGAAAGCAUUAUAAGAAAAGAUUAAAUCACUUGAAUUAGAAAAUUUAAGUUUACAAACUUUAGUGGUAUAUAUAAAUUUAUCAAUUAGUCAUCAAAUGAUAAUAAGAGUGAUGUAAAAUAAAAUGACUUGAAGUUAAAGGAAACAAGUUUGCAUCUAAAAACAAAUGAAACUGUAUAAAUUAAAGGACUUGAAUAAAAACUAAUGCAACAGGAAUUUACUAAUAAAAUGAAGAUUGAAGAUUAUGAAUGUAAAUUAGCACAAUUAUAACAUAAUUUGCUAAAUAUUGCAUAACAAGCUGAUCAAAAAUUUAGAGAAUAUAUUGAGGAGAUCUAAAAUUUGUAAUUUUCUUUCUUUAUUAAGAAAUGAGUAAUUAAGGAUUUAAGAAGAAAAUAACUAAAACUAUAGGAAUAAAAUAAAUUCAUAUACCUAAACUCUUUAAUAAGAAAAAUAAGUAAAUAUAAAAUUGACAUAGAAUUAUUCAAAUUUAUAGUUCCUGUUUGAAUAAGAGAAAAAUGAAAAAAGAAUUUUGUUUGAGAAUACUGAAAAGUUGCAGUUAGAAUUUUAAAAAUUGAAAGAGAAACUAUUUGAGGCCGAUUCUUAUAUCGAAUAAUAUACAGAAUAUUAUAAUGAUAAAAAAUUUAGAAGUAAUAAAAUAAGUAAUUUAGAAUUGGAAGAUGAAAAUAAUAAAUUAAAAUAUUAAAUAGAAAAUAUGAAGAUAGAAAAUGAAUAACUUUAAGAAGAGAUUAAAAAUUUGAAAUUAAAUUUAGAUUUAAAAUAGAAGGAACUUGAAGAAUCAGAGUAUAGAAGAGUUAAAAAAUUUUCAGAAUCAAAUAUUAGAAUAGAGUAAUUAAGAUAAUAAUUACUUUCUUUAUCUUCAAAAUCUAAUAUAUCUACUUUAAGUCCAAGAGUACCUAAAAAAAAGAAUAUUAAGCAAAUAUCAUCUAAAUAAAUGUCAAUAAAGCCAUAAAAAGUUAGAGACUUACGUUAAAUAAAAAGCAAGAGCUUAAAUAAAUUAAUGGAUAAUAAAUUUUUAACUUAAUCAUAAUCAAUGCAAAACAAUAACUUUAUACAUUAAAAAUAAUAAGGAUAUGAUUCAUAAAGUAGUGGUGUUAGUAGAAUGAUAGUAAAAACUUUAGAAGAGAAUUAUCCUUCUUAAGGAAAAAAUGAAGAGUUUAAUCAUGCAAUUAUUAUUAGUGAUGAAAUCACUUAGACAGAUUAAUAAUUUUGUUUAAAACAAUAGAAAUAUAUUUAAGUUGUUGAAAGAAUUAAAUUUUUGGAUGAACUUUUGGCUGCACUAAAUUUAUAAUACUAAGAUAUUGAAGAACAAAUUCAAUAAUAAACAGAUAUGAAUAUCAAAAAACAAAAAAGAUAGAAAUUACUUGAGAUAAUUGAUUAAAUGUAAGAAGUCAAUAAAGAAUUAAAUGA